This is a messenger RNA of Emiliania huxleyi CCMP1516, 516 nucleotides long. RefSeq lists its product as hypothetical. The record is from RefSeq and is a predicted model, not a curated record. The annotation marks the transcript as partial. Lineage: Eukaryota; Haptophyta; Isochrysidales; Noelaerhabdaceae. Gene Ontology annotation, molecular function: protein binding. The transcript has a single exon.
UCGGCCUCCGCCUCCGCCACGUCGCCGGACGGGUCCACGGCCCUGCACUUCGCGGCCGAGUACGGCCACGCCGACGUGGCGGAGGCGCUGCUGCGCGCGGGCGCGCCGGUCGAGGCGGCCAAGCCUGGCGAUGGGACCAGGCCACUGCACCGUGCCGCCGAGAACGGGAAGGCGGCGGUGGUGGAGGUCCUGUUGCGGGCCGGCGCGUCUGUCGACGCGGCCGCGGCAGGCGAGUGGCGCCCGCUGCUCCUCUCCCUCGUGCGCAGCCACGCCGCGCUCGCCUUGUCGCUGCUCGAGGCGGGCGCCUCGCCUCACCAUGCGCGCGAGGACGGGACGCUCCCUCUCCACGCGGCGACCCGGCUCGGCUCGUCCGCCCUGGUCGAGGCGCUUCUCGACCGCGGCGCGCGCAUCGACGCCGCAGACAAGGCCGGCGAGACGGCGCUCCACCGCGCCGUCUCGGACCGGGGAAGCGCGUCCGUGCCGCUGCUGCUGCGGCGGGGCGCCUCCGCCGCCGUU